Molecule: messenger RNA, 1689 nt
Organism: Metarhizium acridum CQMa 102
Lineage: Eukaryota; Fungi; Ascomycota; Sordariomycetes; Hypocreales; Clavicipitaceae
Product: endoplasmic oxidoreductin-1
Biological process (GO): protein folding in endoplasmic reticulum
Cellular component (GO): endoplasmic reticulum; endoplasmic reticulum membrane
Molecular function (GO): protein-disulfide reductase activity; FAD binding; thiol oxidase activity
Source: RefSeq, a predicted model, not a curated record
AUGAAGUCUGCAAGCAGACUAUUUUAUCUAUCCAUCUUUGCGCUCUGGGCAUCGCCUGGAACUUGCGCUGCCGGGACUGAUAGCGAUUGUGCAAUUUCCCCCAAGUCUAUUGUUCAAGAUGCCUGCGCCUCAUUUUCAACCCUCGAGAAGCUGAAUGAACGGGUUAAACCUGCCCUUGACGACCUCACACGAAACACCGACUUCUUCUCAUACUACCGCCUCAAUCUCUUCAACAAAAAGUGUCCUUUCUGGGACGACUCGAAUGGAUUCUGCGGCAACAUAGGAUGUGCCGUCGAGACGCUCGAUAACGAAGAGGAUAUACCUGAAGUGUGGAGAGCGAAGGAGCUAUCAAAGUUGGAGGGACCUCUUGCGAAGCACCCUGGCAAGCAAGAGCGCAAGCAACAUCCCCAAAGACCGUUACAGGGAGAGCUGGGAGAAAAUGUGGGUGAAAGCUGUGUAGUUGAGUACGACGACGAGUGCGAUGAACGAGAUUACUGCGUCAUUGAGGACGAGAGCGCUUCAUCCAAAGGCGACUAUGUGAGCUUGCUUCGGAAUCCCGAGCGCUUUACCGGAUACGGUGGAGAGGGCUCCAAACAGGUGUGGGAUGCCAUCUAUCGUGAAAAUUGCUUUCAGAAGAGUUCGUUUUCGCAUUCUGCAAAUCUCGGCAUGUCUGACAAUUUCAACCCGGCCGCUCUGGACUUCAAGCAAGUCAUGGAUGCUGCAGGACGGCAAGCCCAGCUUCAGGCACAACGUCUGCAGCACCCCAACACUCCCUUUGUUGCCAACACUGGGUACGAAGUUGAUGACGAAUGCCUGGAGAAAAGAGUCUUUUAUCGAGUCAUGUCCGGCAUGCAUGCGAGUAUCAGCGCUCAUCUUUGCUGGGACUUCCUGAACCAGACCACUGGAGAGUGGCAACCCAAUCUGCAGUGCUACAAGGACCGUUUGCACGGAUACUCUGACCGAAUUAGCAACCUCUACUUCAACUACGCGCUUGUCACCCGGGCUGUAGCCAAGCUUGGCCCAGAACUGGCCGGAGCCGAGUACACAUUCUGCACGGGCGACCCGACCGAGGACUUGGUCACUCGUGUCAAGGUGACUGAGGUGGCAAAGCAGGCAGGGAGUAUCCCUCAAAUCUUCGACGAGAGCCUCAUGUUUGUCAAUGGAGAGGGCCCAUCCCUUAAGGAGGAUUUCCGCAAUCGAUUCCGCAACGUGAGCCGGCUUAUGGACUGUGUUGGGUGCGACAAAUGCAGGCUCUGGGGCAAGAUUCAAACCAAUGGAUACGGCACAGCCCUGAAGAUCCUCUUCGAGUCCGACAACCACAGCAAAAAAAUCCCCGUCCUCAAGAGAACCGAACUUGUCGCCCUCUUCAACACGUAUGCACGACUGAGCUCGUCGAUGCGAGCCGUUGGGGAAUUCAGGCAAAUGAUGGAUGCAGAAAGCGGCCAGAAGCCAGCAGCGGCAAGCGAAUCUGCCGUAAUCGAAGAUGAGAAGGUCAAUGAGGAGCGCACCGAGGCAAACGACUACGACCCAAGUGACCCAUCCUACCUGUGGCGUCAACUUGAAGACAUGAAGCGACGUGGACCCAAGAGCAGUUCAUUCCGGGACCAGUGGGCACACGAGACUGCGCUCAUUCGGCAAUCUGUGAAGGUGGUUCUUCACGGGUGGCUGCACGGCUCGAUUCUGAUGUAG